ACAAGAAAGAUAAGGACCCAAAAUACGUUAUAUGAAAUUUACGAAAUCCAACUUCAGUUACUUUAAACUUGUGCUCUCAUUUUAUGAAUUAAGUUUGAGCUAUUAAGUUACUCGGAAGUAAAUCUGCCAUAAAAGGGUAUAUCACGAACAUUCAAAACAGAACAAUGAACAUUCAAAAGUGUGAGUGUAAAGAAAAUCGACCACCCAACACAGGACGAUGCUUCACCUGUUCAUCGAAUGCGCAAAAGAAGGCUCCAGAUAAUUUCAAAGUUCCUAAUUUACCUUCCUCGUCACGACGUCCACAGACUGAUAAGAACAAAAAUAAUGAAGUUGCUAAACCCGAACUGAACAGAGACGUUAAGAAAAAGGUAUGGACAUUAUCCGAUUUCGACUUGGGAAAACCUCUCGGUAAAGGAAAAUUCGGUAAUGUGUAUUUAGCUCGCGAGAAAGAAUCUCAUUAUGUCGUUGCAUUAAAAGUGUUAUUUAAAAGUCAAAUCAUGGAUUCAGAAAUAGAACAUCAAGUGCGGCGCGAAGUUGAAAUUCAGUGUAGACUGCGUCAUCCUAAUAUAUUGCGCAUGUAUGGAUAUUUUCAUGACGAAAAGAGAGUUUAUUUCAUUUUAGAGUACGCGAAGUAUGGUGCGCUUUAUAAAUUAUUAAAGGACCAAGAGAGAUUCGACGAGAGAACUGCUGCCAUCUGUGUGAGAGACUUGACGAGGGCUUUGCUCUACUGUCACUCAAAGAAAGUUAUUCACCGCGACAUCAAACCAGAGAAUUUACUCGUAGGUUCUAACUAUGAGUUAAAAAUAGCAGAUUUUGGUUGGUCAGUACAUUCACCUUCUUCAAGACGUAUGACUCUUUGUGGUACUCUAGAUUAUUUGUCACCUGAAAUGAUUGAAGGAAAACCGCAUAGCUAUCCUGUUGAUAUUUGGAGUCUCGGUGUGUUGUGCUACGAGCUGCUGGUGGGAUUGCCACCUUUUGAUGCUAAAGAUUCACAUCAGACUUAUAAAAAAAUCAGAUAUGUUAUUAUUAAAUACCCAGAUUUUGUUUCUGAGAAAGCUAAAGAUUUAGUCGGUAAACUUCUUGUUAUUAAUCCAGAUCAAAGACUGCCGUUGACUCAAGUUUUAAAGCAUCCUUGGAUAUUAGAAAAUGCCCCAGAAGGUGCUAAACCAGUUUUUAGUAAAUUGGAGCAAAAAUAG
Molecule: messenger RNA, 1196 nt
Organism: Papilio machaon (common yellow swallowtail)
Lineage: Eukaryota; Metazoa; Arthropoda; Insecta; Lepidoptera; Papilionidae
Product: serine/threonine-protein kinase Aurora-2
Exons: 1
Coding region: 165-1196 (343 amino acids)
Biological process (GO): regulation of cytokinesis; protein phosphorylation; mitotic spindle organization
Cellular component (GO): chromosome passenger complex; spindle pole centrosome; spindle midzone
Molecular function (GO): ATP binding; protein kinase activity
Source: RefSeq, a predicted model, not a curated record